AUGGCUCGUAAACGGGAUGGUGGCUGCUGCCCUCUGCCCCUCAAUGAGGACAAUGCCCGCUUCUGCCUGCUGGCAGGGCUCAUCUUGCUCUAUCUGCUGUGUGGGGCAGCUGUGUUCUCUGCCCUGGAGCGCCCCUCCGAGCUCCGUGCCCGCCUCCUCUGGGACCAGCAGCUGGCCAACUUUACUCUGAGCCACCGGGUGAGCCUGGGAGCCCUGCAUGCGCUGCUGCGCCAGUAUGAAGAGGCCAACGGGGCCGGGAUCAGAGUGGAUGCUCUUAGGCCCCGCUGGGACUUCUCUGGAGCCUUCUACUUUGUCGGCACGGUGGUGUCCACCAUCGGCUUUGGUAUGAACACCCCAGCUACCAUCCCUGGUAAGAUAUUCCUGAUCUUCUACGGCCUCAUCGGCUGUGCCGCCACCAUCCUCUUCUUCAACCUCUUCCUGGAGAGGAUCAUCACCAUGCUGGCCUACAUCAUGCGUUGGUGCCACGAGCGGAGGAUGAGGCGCUCAGGGUUGGGGGCUGUGUCAGGGGCCGAGGAGCCCCGCAGUGAGGAGGACAGUCUGGAGGGCUGGAAGCCCUCUGUCUACUACGUGAUGCUGAUCCUGGGGGUGGCGUCUGUGCUGAUCGCCUGCAGCGCCUCCUCUCUGUACUGCUCCAUGGAGGACUGGAGCUACAUGGACUCCCUGUACUUCUGCUUCGUGGCCUUCAGCACCAUCGGCUUCGGGGACCUGGUGAGCAGCCAGAGGGAGCACUAUGAGGCCCAGGAAGCCUAUCGCCUGGGCAACUGCCUCUUCAUCCUCAUGGGCGUGUGCUGCAUCUACUCGCUCUUCAACGUCAUCUCCAUCAUCAUCAAACAGACUCUCAACUGGAUCCUGGCCCGGCUGGCUUGUCCAGGCCGACGCUGUCCCUGCUCGUGCCCUAAGAGAGGCCUCCGCAGGCGGCAGCGCUUCAAACGCAACGCCGUGCAGCCCACCCCGUCCCAAGUCCCCACAGGGCGACAUCGCUACACGGACGCCUCGGUGGAGACAGUGUGCGACAGCGAGACGGACGCCGGAGCGGGGGUGGACGGGGUCGCUGGGGGCCGGCGUCUCUCUGGGGAGAUGAUUUCGGUGAAUGACUUCACAGCGUCCAAUAAGGUGUCUUUGGCACUGCUGCAGAAGCAGCUGUGUGAGACGGCCCAGCAGGGCCCCAGGCAGAGCCACGUUCCUCGCCACAAUGGCUUCUCUGGAGGUGUGGGUGCAUUCGCCAUUAUGAACAAUCGCCUGCAGGAGACCAGUGUGGACAGGUAG
Messenger RNA from Salmo salar (Atlantic salmon), 1287 nucleotides. It is a transcript of the gene kcnk12l, whose product is annotated as potassium channel, subfamily K, member 12 like. Gene Ontology annotation, molecular function: potassium ion leak channel activity; outward rectifier potassium channel activity. Gene Ontology annotation, biological process: stabilization of membrane potential; potassium ion transmembrane transport. The record is from RefSeq and is a predicted model, not a curated record. NCBI's taxonomy places the organism in Eukaryota, Metazoa, Chordata, Actinopteri, Salmoniformes, Salmonidae. Gene Ontology annotation, cellular component: plasma membrane.